This is a messenger RNA of Striga asiatica, 573 nucleotides long. Lineage: Eukaryota; Viridiplantae; Streptophyta; Magnoliopsida; Lamiales; Orobanchaceae. The record is from the annotation of a GenBank genome assembly.
AUGGGCAACCAUUUCCAAGGCACCGAAUUUUCUAAUGUGAGCUCGCAUGACCUUAAUAUUAUCCUCCGUACUGUACACCCGGGAAAGGAACAACUGAAGCUUGAUGGGGGAGUCGGAAACACGAAACGGCAAUGCUUCAUCUUUGUGAUCUGCGACCUCCCCCCAAUGCACAGAGAGCCUAUUAGCCGAAGGGAAACGGGCGCCACACUUUACACAUUUGUAUUUCUUCUUACUGGACGAGCAGAGCAACCUCCGAGAAAAGGGCAGCCUCGGAGUGCAAGAGCAUGGGUUGAUGCUGCGAAGGAGAAAUGUGGACGGAAAAUCCUAGUAUUUGAAACAUCCGUAGCUUCUGGAAUCCUUGCACUGUAUCUGAUGCUGAUGAAUUUUACGAGUCCACACCGAAGGACUACUAUAGUAGGAGGAUCACUGGCUCGUCCAUUAGCACCAUGUUUCAAAUUCUCUCAGCAAAGACUAUUGACUGGAGGUGCACCAUGCUACUGUCAUGCAAGAGGAUCAGCUUACUCUCCGGACCUUUUGGAGGCACCAUUACGGUGCUUUCGUCAGGAUACAUAA